Molecule: messenger RNA, 2475 nt
Organism: Sardina pilchardus (European sardine)
Lineage: Eukaryota; Metazoa; Chordata; Actinopteri; Clupeiformes; Clupeidae
Exons: 5
Coding region: 220-1248 (342 amino acids)
Source: RefSeq, a predicted model, not a curated record
UUAGUAUUCCAUUCUCGACCUGCUGGGACUGCAAAGCGCUAUAAAAAUAAUCAGGGUGCAACAGCUUCCGUGGAAAACAUGUGACACACAAACCCUUCAAGUUUGGAAAAACUAAACUACUGAUCUAUUCCGUGUCCUGAUAUCUCAUUUCCCAUAGGAGAAGAGCUAGGCUAAACCAGUCCGCGCUAACCAACUCAUUUGGAGGGGCACGGUGCCAUCAUGGAGAGAUGUCAGAAACUUGUCGCUGUCACUGUUGUUACUCUAGUUUUUCAAGAGUUUGUUGUGGGGUUAAGCAUCAGGAACGAACAGUCAGGCAAGUGUAUUGCAGUGCUGAAGCAUAGGGGGCGCUACAGGCUUGAGCUUGCUGACUGUCAGCCAGGCUUUCCCUCUCAAGAGUGGCUGUGGCAUCCAGAGAGUUGCUCCAUCAAAAGCUUGGAAGCCGGAGAGUGCCUGAGCGGCACAUACCCAAAGCACGAAGGUGUCCGCCUGCGCACCUGUGUGGAUGGUGAGGAUGGUGGAGAAAGCCAGGCUUGGAGCUGCUCCAGGAAGGGCCACUUGACCCUUCAAGGCGCUCGACUUCACCUGAGCGAGAGGCACAGCCAGGAGCACCCGACCAAGACCAAGAGCAUCUACCUCUCCAAGGACAGAGGGCCAGCCAGCCAGUGGAGGACCCUCAGCAACAGCUCUGUGUGUGGGGAGGGCAGUGGUGGUGACGUGUGCCACAAGCGCCAGCACAAUAGCAUCUUGGAACAUCCCACCUUGAUACCAUCCAUACCACCCUCCUCUCACACAGAAAACAAGUCACUUCUGAAUCCAAUGCAUCUGAGUGAGAGUCUGGUUUCCCCCGGUCUUACUGAACGGAACAUGAGUACUGAGUGGCCUGUCCAGCCUCACAGCAGCCUUGCUCCAGAGAUAGGCAUGAUGGAGUUUUUCAACAUGGAUUUUGGAAUAAGCUGGAAGGUGGCCAUGUUGGUUUUAAGCUCCCUGGCUCUGGUGUUGGGCUUUGUCAUUCUGAUCCUCAGCAUUCUUCAGAACAGGAAGAAGAACGUGGUUGUGCUGAAGUCGUACACACGCACGGGGGAGGUCAGUCAGCCCGGCUCCCCUUUGCUCCAUGACCGAGCCCCCCUCACCAAGAACCCCGCACGGCCAGCAGCACACUCCCCCUCUAUGGCGCGAGGGGAGAUCUUCGUGGCGUGGAAAGAUGGAACCGUCACGCCACUGUUUGACAGCACCUACCAGGCAGAAUGAUUGGGUUACUUGCAAGCUGAUAAAAAUGGGUAGUAAUACAGUACGUGGGUACUACUGUUACAUACAUACGUUGUUGGUUGUUUUGUUUGUUUUUUUACCGAUGGAAUGUCUGAGUAAUGUUGAAGCAUUCUACACAUUUGUGUGUGCCGGCCUUGUUUUUGGGACCAUGCCCCCCCCCCCCCUUACUCUGUACACUCUGUUUUUGAUUAAGGGGAGUUGAAAAGGCAUGGAGCCCUCAUUCCUCCCAUUCCUCCGCAAAGCCAAAAUGAGAUGAAAAUUCAGAAUAGUUGGGCAGAGAGCAGAGCGGAGGUUUGACUGAUUGGGUUCCUUGAGUCUCGUAAAUCCAACCCAAGUCUUGUGUGGAGUUGGUUUUGGUCUGUGCGUACGCACUCAAAACAUCACUGCACCAUGGAGCAUCAUAGAAGUGAGCUUGUGCUGUGUUUGGUGUCAGAAAUGAAAAAAAAAAUGUCUUCAGAAGAAAAACAUGUGACGUAAACAUCAUGUUUACCAAAUGUAAAGCCAAGGUUUGUUAAGGAAUCAGUGCUUCUCAUUAAUGGACAUUUUAAAAUGUCCAAAAAAUGACCUAAAAAUAACAACAUUAUGUGAAGAAACAACUGCUUUGAUGUAAUGUCAAAAACAGCUAUUCUCUGUGUCUAACGUGUUUAACCUCAUGGUGUAUGUGAAUUGUGUCGGCCUGUUCAUCUGGUUUGAGGUUUUUUUGCCUUUGUAAAUAUUUUUUGACCUGAAAAAGGGAGGUAAUACUUUCAUACAACUAAAAAUAUAAACAUGAUGUCUAAGGGGACUCAAGCUGCUCAUCGACCCCUAGAAUAUCAUGGUGGCAGAUUAGGUUGCCACUGCAUUCUUCUUAGGCACCCUGAAGGGAUGUGCACUUGUGUGUAGUCAAAACACUGUGUUGGGGUAGACUCAUGCCAAUUACAAUAGUAUUAUUUUGUAGCAUAGCAUUUUGUAACAUGUUUUUUACUAUUCUUUAUCAAAAUGAAUAUGCUGCUUCAGACAGACUUUAUCUAACAUGAAAUUUGUUGUAUGUGUAUAUAUCAUUGUGAAGGAAUAUUGUUGUGAGGUCAGAUUAUGAAAAUGAUCAUGAUCUUUGUUUGAGAAUCCACAAUACUAAAUGGCGUUAUAAUGUUAGCGACUGCAUUCUGAAGGUACAAUUUAAUAAAUAUAAUGUUUAAUGAAAAAUUGAAUGUCAUUUUUACUGGCUCAUGU